CAGGGUUUUCAGUUCUUAGAUUAUUGUCCGUUGUAAAUUAAAAUAGGUUCUAAUGUAUACAAUAUUAUACGAAAUACAUUUUUAAAAUGUAAUAUUUAUUUAUGUAAAGUACUCUCUUAACUUCUACUUUUGUAUUAUUGUUCCUAAUCUUAUUUUAUAAAUUCUGUUGAAGAAGUGAAUAUUUCGGCAUUUUUUUUUCUACUUGAAACUAUUGUUUGUAUUAGACUUUUAAUUUAUAAUAAUUAUGUCUGUUAAAUCUAUUUUGAAAAAUAAAAUAAAAAAAUUAAAAUCUAAUAAUCCAUUUGGAACGAUUAAAUCUAAAAAACAUAAAAGCAACAACCAUAUUUCCGAAAAACCGCUAGAGAGUUAUGUGAAAAUUAAUACUGAAGAAUGCAAUAACGAUGUAACUUGUAACAAUCCGCCAAAAAAAAAUGCUGUAAUGUCUAAAAAAGCUUUGAAGUUAAAAGUGAAAAAGGAAACAAAAAAUGAUGAUCAAGUCAUAGAAAAGGAGAAACCUGUAGGAAAACGCAAAAGUGUAGAAAUUCACGAUGAUGAAUGUACCCCAUCAAAAAAGUUAAAACAUGUUACAUUUGCUGAUGAUGUGAAAAGCGAAGCAGAUGAUAAAUGCUCAGCUGGUAAGUUGAAGCCUUUAAGUUUAAAUAAGCGUAAAAAACGUAAUUAUAUAAAAAAAUUGAAGUCGAAAAAAAAUAAAUUGAAAAAUGCAAAGAAACAAGAAGAAAAUGCUAAUGCUACAAUUACACCUAGACAAGAACGAGCAAUUGAAUACUUGUUGCAAUGGAAAAAUGACCGAUCAAAUUGGAAAUUCAAGAAAAUUUUUCAACUUUGGUUGAUUAAAAAUAUUUACAACCCUAUCAAGAUAAACAAAGAAGAUUUUGACAUUUUAGUGGAAUACCUACAAACCAUAAAAGGUAAAAGCCAUGAAAUGAUUCUUGAAAACGCAAACGCAACUAUUGCAGAAUAUUCGCAAUUGGACGAUUCGCAAGAAGAUCAGGACUCUGCACAACACAUAAGAUAUCAAAGGGCAAGAAAUAUAAUUCAAUCGUGUGAUUGAAUUGUUUAUGACUGACACAACACAAUAAAUUUCUAUUUAUUUAAUAAUUUUAUAUUUUUAACAAAUAAUUGUUUUUGUUUCCAAAAUAUAAAAAUAAGUAAAAAAUUUUGAAAUAUAAUAGAUAUUAUAUUGUAUAUAAAUUUGUCUAUGAACCUAUUAUUGUGUUAAGUGUACAUAGUUAUAUCUAAAGGU
Molecule: messenger RNA, 1264 nt
Organism: Adelges cooleyi (spruce gall adelgid)
Lineage: Eukaryota; Metazoa; Arthropoda; Insecta; Hemiptera; Adelgidae
Exons: 2
Coding region: 245-1072 (275 amino acids)
Source: RefSeq, a predicted model, not a curated record